AUGGUGAUCUUGAAGCUUUACUACUCAGCGUCGAACGUCGCAUCUCUUCUCAUUUUGCUCAUGUGUCAAACUCGUCAUCUACUACCCUUGUUGUUGCUCAUUGGUGUGAGACAUCUCGUGGUUGUGGCUCUUUUCCCUCCUUUUGUGGCAGUAGUUGCAGCUCUUCUCGCUAAUGUUCUUGGCUCUUCUCAAGCUGCUUAUGCAUCUUCUUAUCAUGAUGGUUCUUCUUCUGGUUAUGUGUGGGUUCAGUGCCAAAUUUGUGGUCGGCUUGGCCACUCUACGAUUAUUUGCUAUAAUCGUUUGAACCUGGCUUAUGAAGGGCAUGUUCCUCCACAGCUUCUCAAUACCAUGGCUGCUCAUAAUACCUCUUCCUCUGCUGCUUAA
Prunus armeniaca (apricot) is the source of this 384-nucleotide messenger RNA. The record is from the annotation of a GenBank genome assembly. NCBI's taxonomy places the organism in Eukaryota, Viridiplantae, Streptophyta, Magnoliopsida, Rosales, Rosaceae.